GUAAACACCGCAAGUGUGACAUUAUUUUAAAAAGUAUUGUGAUAAACAGGACAGAAACUUUUAUAUCAUAUAUAUAUAUGGUAUUUAAUAUAGUAAACAUAUACAUUAAAAAACAUGCUUUAAAAUUCUAAAAUGUAAUUGUUCACCUUUACAAGCGGAGUGUGAUUGGUUAGAAAUUACAAAGAAAAUGUUAGAGUUGUUGGAUUUACUCCCAUAUCUGGCAAUCUUUUAAUUAACAAAUGAGACCGCAAUGUAUUAAAGGCAGAACAAAAAUCAACGAUUAGUAGGCGAGCAUAAUCCUUAGGGGUUUCCAGAUCCUUUAUUAUCAAAUGUAUGAUGAAAAUAAUUGCAUCAUCUGUAAGCCUAUACCCUUACCUGUAUGCAAAAUCUUUGCUAUUGGAUAUAACUUUAUAUGUAUAAAGAUAAUUUUAAUUAUAUAAAAUUGCUUAGUAACCAUAACAAUAUAUCUUAUGGCUAUCCUUUUGAAACUGUGUGUAUUUAAAUGUUUAUGGCCUGGCCCUAUUCACUUCCAUUGUUAGCGCCUUAUUGUCACCACAAAUUUUGCUUGUUUUUUAUUAACGUGAGACGAGUUAAAAAUAUUUUUGUGGUAGUUUUUUGCAGUCGUUUGAGCUUAAGGUGUCCCAAACCCCAAAUAUUCCUUUAAAUGGUGCUAGAAGUUCAGACUUUAUUAAAUAUAAGGCAUGAAAUGACACUAUAAUGUUACUGAAAAAAUGUGCCAGAUCAUAACUAGAGAACAGGUAACUACUACAACAUCCGAGCUUUUGUGAAAUGUGAGUUUGCAAAUGUGAAAAAACAUCUUGAUAUUCAUAAAUCAUACUCCAAAGAUAUGCAUCAACAAAACUCAGAAACUAUUCAAUGGAUCAUUGUUUUCCAGCUGCUUUAGUAGUUGGAUUAUGUUGUUUUUGCUGUUUACUAUGGUGUUACUCUUUGAGGUGGUUGUAAAUAAGCCCACGGCCUAAUUACUCUACAGGAAAAGGACAUCUCAGUAAUUAAAAGCCACUUCAGAGAGAACACAGCAUGUUCUUAAUGAUAGCUAAUACUGUAUGAAGGAUGCAGUUGAACUGGGAAGCUUAUAAUAGCUCUUUGAUGGAGAUGUGGGUAAAUGAUGCUGAGUCAUAAUGGUGAACAGGGCGAUUCAGCGCAUGGAUAAUCAGGACAGGAAGUGGAAACCCUCUUUGGAUCAAAUAUGCAUAGGAUGCACUCUGGAGAAGGAGGGGUGCGGGGAGGAGUCAGGCUCCAGAUGAAGUCUGUCCCAUACAGAGUUGCUGCAGUUUACACUGAUAAAUACCAAAGAUCGCAACUUGUGUGUAUGUAUAUCCUCAAGCAUGUUUCAUCUUUAUGCAUGUCUCAUUACGGUUUAAGGAGUAUCUUUUGCGAGUAUUCCCCUAUAAAAAAAGACAAUGGGAGUUGGAUGGGAUAAUCGUGCUGUAGUAGAGAGAAGUGUGUUCAUCAUGCGGAUGCUGCUGAGCCUAUAUCCUCUGCUCCUUAUUUUGUGGAAUAGUGACAGCACUGAGGCUUUGCCUGUACAGGACAAACCAUCACACACCAAUGAGAUACUGACCAAAGACAAGGACUUGUUGAAGAUGAUGAUGACAGACAUGGCGGAGCUGAACCUCACUAGUAAGGAACUAGCAGAUCUUGACUCUGAUUUGCUGAAUGGCAAACUGGGAGAGAGGUCUGUUUUUGGAGAACCAGUUCCUAAAGACAAAUCUCCAUGCAAGCUCUUCUACUGGAAAUCCUUCUCCUCAUGUUAACACUGGAAAGCAUACAGAACCCAGAUGAAUCUGUUUAAUCUACAAUCCUGCCUUUACAGUUAGUCUGUAUUUAACCAUACAAGGCGAUAAAAUGUAUGCAUCCCAUUGCUUCUGCAGUUCUAAUAUUGUAAUGUAUGCGUGAUAACUUUUGAAUAGACAAUUUACACUAACAUUUGUAUUUAUAGUCUGACACAGGUUAUUGUUUGAGAUAAUAUUAACCACUAAUUACAUGGACCUUUUGCAUGUGCACUUUGAAAUGUUUGACAAGGAAAGGUGUAAUAAAAGUUCUCAAAAUCUCUUAUAGGAAUGACAUACAAUCAUUUUAUACAAAACUUCAAAGCUUUCAAUAUUAUAAAUAACACAUGUACGCCAUGUCAUUGUGGCUUGUGAUAGGCCUAAUAAGCCUGUUUGAGGUGUAAUAACUAUGAAGUGUAGUUCUGGCGCCAUCUAAAGGUUUAAAAAGACAAAGCAAUGAAACUACUUGGAAGGAAAUUUAUAUUACAUAUUGCUUUUGUAAACCAGUGAAUAUCAGCGUCAGAAUGGUCAGAAGUCAUGAAUUUCAUAGCACCCACAUGAUGAUGAGUUUUCAUUUUGGGGAUCUCUAUAUAAUGCUGCACCUAGUUGUUGCCAUCUAGUUCCUCACCAAGACAGGACACACUGUUUUUUUUUUUUUUUUUAGACUUAUAUUCAGAUGAGUUUAAGCAGUUUUCUCUUUUAAAACUGGCUGACAGAGAAACAAUGUGACAGGCAUGUAAUAUUA
This is a messenger RNA of Xyrauchen texanus (razorback sucker), 2535 nucleotides long. RefSeq names its product somatostatin-2-like. Lineage: Eukaryota; Metazoa; Chordata; Actinopteri; Cypriniformes; Catostomidae. The transcript is spliced from 3 exons. Gene Ontology annotation, biological process: regulation of cell migration. The record is from RefSeq and is a predicted model, not a curated record. Bases 1422 to 1775 code for a protein of 117 amino acids. Gene Ontology annotation, cellular component: extracellular region. Gene Ontology annotation, molecular function: hormone activity.